GAAGACGACAAUACAAAGGGAAACUCAUCGUGCCUAGCAUAACGACUAAACUUGGCUUCCAAGCAUAGAUCAAUUCAAGAGCAAAACCCGUCCUUUACUUCUCUUAGCUUUCAAUGCCGCCGAGGAAGAAGGUGAAAGCUGAGGCUGCCGUGGUGGAGGAUGCAAAGGCCGCCACUGCGCCCUCCGGCUCGGAGAACGGCGCCGUCGCCAUAGAGGAGGACCCGCGACCCACCUCGCCACGUACCCGCGCCCGCAACCAGACUGCAGACGCGCCGCUCGCCGCCGCCGGCGGCGCCGCCGACGCCGCCGACGGCCCCGGCGGCGGCGGCGCUGCCGACGCCAAGCGCCGCAACGCGCGCCGCAAGUACGGCGGCGCCGGCAGUACGGCUGCGGAGGCCGACGUGGCGCUGGGCGCUACGGCGAGCGGGCUGCCGCCAAAGCCGCCUAGCGGCGCGGCGGCGGCGGCGGCGAGUGGCGGCGGCGGCGGGCGCGGUGGGCGGGGGCGGAGGUCGGGCGGCGGCGGCGGCUCGGCGGACAGCGACAGCGUGAUGGACGCGGUUGUGAAGGUGUUCUGCAUGCACGUGGAGCCCAACUUCUCUCUCCCCUGGCAGCGCAAGCGGCAGUACAGCAGCAACAGCAGCGGCUUCCUGCUGCCAGGCCGCCGCAUCCUCACCAACGCACACUGCGUGGACCACUACACGCAGGUCAAGGUGAAGCGGCGCGGCAGUGACGUCAAGUUCAUGGCCACUGUUCUCAGCGUGGGGACCGAGUGCGACAUUGCGCUGCUGACUGUGGAGGACGACAAGUUCUGGGAGGGUGUGGAGCCAGUGGAGUUUGGCACCCUGCCGCAGCUGCAGGACGCGGUGACGGUGGUUGGCUACCCCAUUGGCGGCGACACCAUGUCAGUGACCAGCGGUGUGGUGAGCCGCAUCGAGGUCACCUCCUACAUGCACGGCAGCAGCGAGCUGCUGGGGAUACAGAUUGAUGCGGCGAUCAACAGCGGCAACAGCGGCGGCCCCGCGUUCAACGACGACGGGCAGUGCGUGGGCAUUGCCUUCCAGUCGCUCAAGCAUGAGGACGCCGAGAACAUCGGCUACAUCAUCCCCACCCCCGUCAUCCACCACUUCCUCACCGACUUCGAGCGGCACGGCGCCUACACCGGCUUCCCCUGCCUGGGCGUGGAGUGGCAGAAGCUUGAGAACCCGGACCUCAGGACCGUGCUCAAGAUGAAGGCGGACCAGAAGGGCGUGUUGAUCCGGCGCGUUGAGCCCACAUCGGCCUGCUCCGCCGUGCUGCGUCAGAACGACGUGCUCAUGAGCUUCGACGGCAUCGCCAUCGCCAACGACGGCACCGUGCCCUUCCGCUCCGGCGAGCGCAUCUCCUUCUCCUACCUGGUGAGCAACAAGUACACGGACGAGGAGGCGGAGCUGGUGGUGCUGCAGGACGGGGUGCAGCGGACGCUGCGUGUGGGCCUGGGCGCGCCAGUGCGGCUGGUGCCCUUCCACACACGCGGCCUGCCGCCCUCCUACUUCAUCGUGGCGGGCCUGGUGUUCACGGCGGUUACGGUGCCGUACCUGCGCUCCGAGUACGGCAAGGAGUACGACUUUGACGCGCCCGUGAAGCUGCUGGAGAAGAUGAUGCACGGCAUGGCGCAGCACAAGGAGGAGCAGGUGGUGGUCCUGAGCCAGGUGCUGGCGGCGGAGGUGAACCUGGGCUACGAGGACAUCUGCAACACACAGGUUGUGUCGCUCAACGGCGGCCGCAUCACCACCCUGGCCGAGCUGGUGGCGCGGGUGGACGCCUGCGACCAGCCCUUCCUGGUGCUGGACCUCGAGUACAACCAGAAGGUGGUGUUGGACACGGCCAAGGCACGCGCCGCUACGUCCGAGAUCCUGGCCAUGCACUGCAUCGCCACAGACCGCUCGCCAGACCUGCUGGGGCAGCAGGCGGCGGCGGCGGCAGCAGCAGCGGGAGCAGCAGCGGAGGCGGCAGGAGCAGGGGCGGCAGGGGCAGGGCCGAAGGAGGGGGAGGCGGAGGCGGAGGUGAAGGAGGAGGUGGCGGAGACGAAUGGGGCGGGGGCGGCAGCGGCGGGGGCGGCGGCGGGCAAGGCGGCGGCUGUGGGGACGAGAGGGGGGCGGCGCCGCCUGCCGGCGUAAGCUGGGUGGCGGCGGGUGUGGGUGUGGGACCGGAGGUGGGGAGGUCAGGUGGGGAGGUCAGGUGGGGAGGUCAGGUGGGGACGCGGUGCUGUAUCUGGGGGCAUGGCUCAGGAGUGCAUGGGAGGUGGGGGGUCAGGUGCGAACCUGGCUGGCGGUGAUCAGGGAAGGGGGUAAGGCGAUGUACAGCACCCAUCUGACGUGUUUUGGCUGGCUGAAUCGCAGAGGUGUGCUGGCGUCUGGUGGGAGUGUGUGUGUGUGGCGAAUCCUUGGCGGAUGUGUGGCGGGAGCUGCUGGCUAGCUGGGUGGCUGCGGUAGGGGCAGGAGGCAGGAGGGAGGGGGGGGGGCCGGACCCACGCACUGCGGAUGUAACAGAUGCUGGGGAACAGGUGGUGUGGAUGGCGUGGCGUGGCGUCCCGGAGGCCUGGACUGGAGCGGUCGCUGCGCGUGUGAUGGGACAGGGUUUAGGCAGGUUGGCGAGGUCCCGUAGGGUGCAGCUGACGCCCAUACCCCAAGCAGACGGCAAACAGUUUGCAGCGGCAGAGCAGAAGUGCAUGGCUGGUCGAACGCCGGAGUUACGGUGCCGACAAGUUGCUGGCUGGCUGGAAGUUUGCUGAUGCGCAUUCCUCACACUCCGGGCUGUGAGCCUGUGACCCUCAACAUGACCGCCA
Chlamydomonas reinhardtii is the source of this 2824-nucleotide messenger RNA. RefSeq lists its product as uncharacterized. Gene Ontology annotation, molecular function: serine-type endopeptidase activity; protein binding. Bases 114 to 2156 code for a protein of 680 amino acids. The transcript is spliced from 17 exons. Gene Ontology annotation, biological process: proteolysis. Lineage: Eukaryota; Viridiplantae; Chlorophyta; Chlorophyceae; Chlamydomonadales; Chlamydomonadaceae. The record is from RefSeq and is a predicted model, not a curated record.